UGUUAGAAAGAGAUGGUGGUUUGCAACCCACUAGGUGGUCUAGUGUGGAAGAACAAGUUGCAAAAACUCUUUAUAUAUUAACACAUAGUGCUAAAAAUCAUGAAGUCAAUUUUUGGUUUAGGCGUUCUGGUGAGACAAUUAGUCGUUAUCUUCAUACAGUUUUGAUGGCUAUCAUUGAGUUAGAAGAAAAAUUUGUUGUACAACCUAAUGGGUCAACAAUCCCCCUUGAAAUUCAAAAUGAGAGUAAGUUCUUCCCAUAUUUUAAGGAUUGCCUUGGUGCUAUAGAUGGAACACAUAUACGAGUCAAGGUGCCUUCUGUCGAUGCUCCUCGAUAUCGUGGUAGGAAGGAAUUCCCAACACAGAAUGUGUUAGCAGUAUGUACAUUUGACCUAAAGUUCACUUAUGUGCUUCUUGGAUGGGAAGGCACUGCAUCUGACUCACGGAUUAUUAAAAAUGCAUUAGUAAGGGAAGAUAGCCUUAAAAUUCCUGAAGGUAAAUAUUAUCUUGUGGAUGCUGGAUUCAUGUUAACAAGAGGACUUUUAACACCUUAUCGGGGAGUUCGUUAUCAUUUGAAAGAGUAUUCAAAAAGAAAUCCACCCCUAAAUCAUAAGGAGUUAUUUAACCUUCGACAUGCAAAGUUACAGAAUGCAACUGAAAGAGCUUUUGGUGUUUUGAAGAAAAGAUUUACAAUUUUGUCGAAUGCAACUGAACCUACAUAUGGCAUCAAAGUUCAAAAAAUGAUAAUAUAUGCCUAUGUAAUUCUUCAUAACUUCCUUAUGAGUGCUGACCCUACUGAAGAUCUUAUAAGAGAAGUUGAUAGGGAACUUCUUCAAUAG
Neltuma alba is the source of this 836-nucleotide messenger RNA. RefSeq lists its product as uncharacterized. The record is from RefSeq and is a predicted model, not a curated record. NCBI's taxonomy places the organism in Eukaryota, Viridiplantae, Streptophyta, Magnoliopsida, Fabales, Fabaceae. Bases 165 to 836 code for a protein of 223 amino acids. The transcript has 2 exons.